Daldinia vernicosa is the source of this 2020-nucleotide messenger RNA. RefSeq names its product FAD/NAD(P)-binding domain-containing protein. The transcript has 4 exons. Gene Ontology annotation, molecular function: oxidoreductase activity. Lineage: Eukaryota; Fungi; Ascomycota; Sordariomycetes; Xylariales; Hypoxylaceae. Bases 260 to 1738 code for a protein of 492 amino acids. The record is from RefSeq and is a predicted model, not a curated record.
CCAGCGUCUUAGUCCUGUAGGCCGAUUCACGCGUAGACUCGGCAUAAUCUGCCUUGCAAACAGGUACCUUUCAUCGAUAAUGGGUUCGUCUAGGACUAUUGCGGGAUAAUUACUUUCGUCAUGAAUUUGUUCAUCGAAUACUCCUCCUUUCUAUCCAUGAUUGAGAAUACCGUACAUAGGUAGAGAAUAGUAACCCUCAAAGUUUAUUGUUCAGUUCAGGUCGACAGGUAGUAGGUAGGUUAGCAAAUCGCGCCCAGCCAUGGGAAGCCGAAACGGCGACAACCCGCAUAUAGGUAUCGUGGGUGCGGGUGUAUCCGGACUUCGAUGCGCGGAUAUCCUCUUAUCUCACGGCUUCAAGGUAACGAUUCUCGAGGCCAGGAAUAGGAUCGGUGGAAGAAUAUGCCAAUCAGAUGAGUUGGGCUACACCGUUGACAUCGGCCCAAAUUGGAUUCACACUUGGGACAGCGGCGACGUGCAUCCGAUCCUAAAACUUGCAGUCGAGACUCAAACGCCUCUUCAUCAUUGGAACGGGAAGCAACUCAUCUAUAACUCGUCGGGCAAUAAAGUGCCAGAGGAAAAGUCUGAGAGGCUCUCAACUCUCUUAUGGGAGAUAAUCGAAAAGGCUUUCAAGACUAGCGAGGCUGCCCGGGAGAAGGAUAAGGGGAAGAGCAUCCCACGAGAAGAGUCUUUAUACGAUUUCAUCAGCAAGAGAGCAACAGAGGAGCUGGAAGAUGAGGAAGACCGACAAGUCCUCAUCCAAAUGAGUGAGAUGUGGGGUGCUUACGUCGGCGAGCCUGUCUGGAAACAGAGUCUGAGAUUCGCUUGGAUGGAGGAAUGCUGUGGCGGCGAAGAAGUCUUCGUCGAGUCAAGCUAUUCUGCGAUCCUAGAUAGGAUCGCAAAGGCGGCAACCGAACAAGCCGAGGUCAUACUCAAUGCUAAAGUCACAUCAAUUAACACUGCGCAUCACGAUAAGUCUCAGAAGAAGGCUAUUCUGAGAAUAGAGAACGGGAAUGAGUACAAGUUCGACCAAGUUGUGAUGGCGACACCUCUAGGAUGGCUCCAAAAGAAUAUGGAUAGCUUCGAACCCGCUUUGCCGUCGAGGUUGAGUUCUGCCUUCCACAAUCUGAAGCUUUCGCAACUCGAGAAAGUAUUCAUUACGUUUCCUUCCGCGUUUUGGAUCUCGGAUACAACGGCCGACUCAUUCCCUGCCUACACAAACUGGCUUACACCAUCGUAUGCCCACGAUACCAACCCACACGGCUGGCCCCAGGAGAUCUGGAACCUUGCCGCUCUCGCCGCACCCAACAAACACCCUACUAUCCUCUUCUACCUAUACGGUGACUGCUCGCGCCACAUUGUCAACGCGAUACACGGCCGGCCAAAAGCCGAGAACUUUACCUUCCUACGAGACUUCUUCCAGCCCUACUAUUCACGGCUACCAGGUUACGACGUCGCCAGCGAAGCUUGUAUUCCAAAAGCGAUCCUAGCUACGGAGUGGCUCAAGGACGACCUGUGUGGCAACGCGAGCUACUGCAAUUUUCAGGUCGGCGUCGAGGAGGCGGAUCAGGAUAUCCUUACGAUCCGACAAGGAUGCGUUGACCGCGGACUGUGGUUUUGCGGCGAACACGCAGCCCCGUUCGAGGAAUCUGGUACUGUUGCUGGCGCGUAUCUCUCCGGGGAAUCGGUUGGCAGGAGGAUUGUGGAAUUGUAUAAAGAUGAAUCCAAUACAGCAGAGUAACUGUUAUUGUCUUGGGUGGAUUAUAUUCUUAGUAAGUCAGGAUAUCAUGUAUCUACCUAGGUAGGCACCUUACGUAUACGAACUUAAAGAUAGAGACAACAAUAAACUGCCUAUCCAUCGUGAGGCCUUUACCUACUCACCUAGGGAGGCAGUCUACCCAUUAUGCCUACAUCUAACCCUAUAAGUAUACGUAACUGCGUAUUUUAUUAUCAUGCAUCCCCGAGGAUGUCAUCGGCCGCUUUCUCAGCCAACAUAUAAACCCCUAUUACGGGAUACAGCCCC